UGUUGGAGCCGACGGUUCUCCGUCAUUCGAUCGCGGUUCCAUUUCAGUCGCAUUAUUCGUAACUUCUUGAUCAUUGUUGAUAAAUAUAAAGAUCAUCAUGGAGACUUGUGGGAUGAGUGUCAUCAAAUACAUUCUGUUUAUUUUUAAUCUGAUCUUUGCGAUUUCCGGCGUUGCGAUUAUAGCAGCUGGAGGUAUAGUCCUGGCAGAUGUUGGGGAGUUCAGUCAUUUUAUGGACGGUAAGAUUUUGGCUCCACCGGUGGUUCUGAUUGUCGCAGGCGCUAUUGUGUUUAUUAUUGCAUUCUUGGGAUGCUAUGGGGCUAUCAAGGAAAAUUAUACACUUCUCUUGGCGUUUGCUGGAGCCCUGGUCAUCAUCUUCAUCAUCGAAUUAGCAGUCGGAAUCGCUGCAGCGGUGUUCCGAAAUAACUUCUCAGAAGUUAUGAAGGAAUCACUGAGAUAUUCAAUGAAGAACUAUAGUCAGUCACAAGCAGACAAAGUAGCAUGGGAUGAUGUACAAAUGAAGCUCAAAUGCUGUGGUAUCGAGUCAGAAAGAGAUUGGAUUGAAGCUGGCGUUCUAGAACGAGGAAGUCUACCCUUUUCAUGUUGUAGAGGGGCUGAUGAAACAACUCAGUGUCUUGAAUCGACCGUGGAAGUUUACAGCGAAGGUUGCUACUUACAAUUGAAGAUGAGGGUAGAGAAAAAUGCUCGCGUCCUGAUUGGCGUCGGUAUCGGAAUCGCUUUUGUUGAGGUCGCUGGUAUCGUGCUCGCAUGCUGUCUCGCGAUGGCGGUAAAAAAAGAGGGGGAAAAAUGAGAGGAGGAGUAAUUCGUUUUUUCUACUGAAAAAGCGAAUUACUCAAAUAUUGAAUGUGAAAACUACUUAACAAGAAGGUAAACUUUAUUGGUAACACUCACGAAAAAUAUAUCUACAUACAAUUAUUUUUUAAAUAUUACCAACCAUCAUCUAACAAAAAAAAUCUUCCACGGUGCAACAAUUAACAAUGAAUAUCAAAUCUAUUUAACAUUUAGUGCAACCUGACAAGAUGAUUUAGAAUGAGAUUAGUAUUGUGAUAGUUAAGAAGCAGAAUAAAUAUACCGCUUGCAUAUGAACUUCUAAUACAGACAUCUAGUGCUUUAAUGAUGAUGUGCAAUUUUAUGGAGUGUAUGUAAUAUAAAUACUUGAAUAAUAAUUUAAUAAUGAGUGCGAAGAAUCGUGGUGAUUUGCAUUAAUUUACGAUUCAGAUCUACUGGGGAGAUUCUUUAUCAAGAGUAU
This is a messenger RNA of Diachasma alloeum, 1267 nucleotides long. RefSeq names its product CD63 antigen. The record is from RefSeq and is a predicted model, not a curated record. The transcript is spliced from 5 exons. Gene Ontology annotation, cellular component: membrane. The coding region runs from base 98 to 808 and encodes 236 amino acids. Lineage: Eukaryota; Metazoa; Arthropoda; Insecta; Hymenoptera; Braconidae.